Zalophus californianus (California sea lion) is the source of this 3921-nucleotide messenger RNA. It is a transcript of the gene SLAMF1, whose product is annotated as signaling lymphocytic activation molecule family member 1. The coding region runs from base 284 to 1300 and encodes 338 amino acids. The record is from RefSeq and is a predicted model, not a curated record. Gene Ontology annotation, cellular component: membrane; cell surface. The transcript has 7 exons. Lineage: Eukaryota; Metazoa; Chordata; Mammalia; Carnivora; Otariidae. Gene Ontology annotation, molecular function: signaling receptor activity. Gene Ontology annotation, biological process: lymphocyte activation.
UCAAGGCUGGGUUUGCUGAACUACUUUCCCGUCUUUAGCAGUCUGAGCAUUUGACACGAACUUCUUGGGAACAACAAAGUGAUUUAAAGCCUGAAAGGAGAUGAGCAAUCCUCGAGACUCAGGCAGAAAAAGUCCCAGUGAUACAGGAAGCCAUCUGGUUCCUGAUGCAUAACUAGGCGGCAGAGCUACCUCUGCCUGACACGGACCUCACUCACUCUGUCGUGGCGUCUGCAAGCAGCUGCUGGGCUCCUCAAGCGGCUCCCUUCCCUCUCUUCACCGGCUGAUGGAUCCUAAGAGGCUCCUCUCUUUGAACUUCCUGCUGUUUCUCUCCCUGGCUUUUGAGCUGAGCUGUGGAACAGGUGAGAGCUUGAUGAAUUGCCCAGAGAUUCCUGGGCGGUUGGGAAGCAGUUUACUGCUGUCCCUGGCAUCUGAAGGGGUAAGUAAGAGCAUGAACAAGAGCAUCCACAUCCUCGUCACCAGAGCAGAGUCACCGGGAAACAGUGUCAAGAAGAAAAUAGCGUCUCUGGAUCUUCCAGAAGGGGGUUCUCCACGCUAUCUGGAAAAUGGCUAUACAUUUCAUCCGGAAAACCUGAGCCUGGGGAUCCUGGAAAGCAGAAAGGAAAAUGAGGGCUGGUACUUCAUGACCCUGGAGGAGAACUUUUCAGUUCGACACUUCUGUCUGCAGCUGAAGCUCUAUGAGCAGGUCUCCACUCCGGAAAUUAAGGUGUUGAACUGGACCCAGGAGAAUGGGAACUGCAGCUUGACCCUGGCCUGCGAAGUGGAGAAGGGGGACUAUGUGGUUUACAGCUGGAGUGAGGAAAUGGCUACCGAUCCACCGAUCCCAGCCAACGGUUCUCACCUCCUGCACCUUAGCCUUGGCCCUCAGAAUGUCAACAAUGUCUACUUCUGCACCGCGAGCAACCCCAUCAGCAGCCGCUCACAGACCUUCACCCCGCAGUCCAAGUGCAGGCCAGAAUCUUUAGAAUCAACACAAUGGGGACUGUACGCUGGGCUGUUCUUAGGGGGCAUCGUUGGUGUCAUCUUGAUUCUCGAAGUGGUAAUACUGCUGUUGAGAAGAAGAGAUAAAGCAAAUCAUUACCAGCCAACAAUGGAAGCAAAAAGCCUUACUAUUUAUGCCCAAGUCCAGAAAUCAGGUUCUGUUCAGAAGAAACCUGAUCCCCUGCCAGCUCAGGACCCCUGCACCACCAUUUACGUUGCUGCCACAGAACCUGUCCCAGAGCCUGUCCAGGAACCAAAUUCCAUCACAGUCUAUGCCAGUGUGACACUUCCAGAGAGCUGACACCACAGACUCAGUGAAGGGACUUCCUGAAGGAAUAAACACUGAACUUGACUCCAUGUCCCAAGCUCCCGUGACACUCUGCACAUCUGUACUCUUCUCAGAUCAACUCCUCGGGGAUGCUUCUUCCACAGCCACCUGUGGGAUGGACAAGGGACUGAGGCUUUCUGAGCACUCAGCCUGCUCCCCAGAGCCCAGGCCUGGAAGAGAGAACUAGAGAUACAGCUUUCCAGCUUUGUGGCAUAGCAGAUGGAACGAGUAAUGUGGGUCCAGGGGGCCCAGACCUCCAGUUGUCUUGCUCCGUGCUGGGACCGGACAAUAAGAGCUGAAGGCAGGAAGCUGCGACAUCUAGUACCUCUCUCAGACAGCUGACGUCUGCAAUGUCUUACGUCUCGGCUGCCUGUGCUUGGUCCUGGGAGCUGACCCCGAUCCACCCAGACCUGAUCGAGGCUCUGCGCCUCACUUUCUCUCUCUGGACGGGCAGUGAAGGGUGAACUCCUUAUUAUAUGUAGAACACUCUGAGAUUAUUCUCUGAAAGAAGCUAAUAGUAUUUUAUUUGCAAACCGAGAAGCUGAAGGGUCAAUAAACUGACAACAUGACUGUGAAGUCUCUGAGCUUUGAAUAAUGGAAGGAAAAUCACCUGAGAUUCUCAAAAAAUUAUAGAAUAUUUAAGUUUAAUAUUAUAUAACAUAUAUAUACUUACAUAUGUAAUGUUUAAGUAUAAGAAUACUUAAAAGUAUUCCGUGCAGAUGGCAUUAGGUUUAAAGAAACAUGACAGGUGUUUGGUGGCGCCGUUACAGAGGAACUCGGCGUAAUCAGAACUUGUCCCAGGCUGAUCUUUCACUUCUCAAAAAGAUCUUUAAAUCCCUACUUCUCUGUUUACUCCAUUGAGCAACGCCUGUGGAUCCUCAGCUAAGAUGCUCUCGCUGUGUCCUGAACCCGUUCACAUCCAUGGCCUCAUGACAUCUGGGUCUUUACCAGGCACCUGCACUCCCCUUCUCACACUAAAUGUAUCCUGAUGUAGAAAAUUAACAUAUUGUAACCCAACAGCUUCAAAUAAUUGCAUGCUGAAUAACUUAAAUUGCAGGCUGCAGACAGAAAGAGCCUCUUCUAGCAAAGUCCUAUUUUCUUCCUAUUCUCUGCUCUCAGGCAGGCCUGCUUCAGUUUAAGCUCUUAGUUCAGUUGGUUAAAUAGGUUCUUGGAAGACCUUGGUGAACACUGGUUCAGGAACCACCAGCCAUCUCCUGACCGUAUAACAAGGGUACCGACUUUCCAGCGCAGGGAUGUUGGGCACCUGCUGCACUGCUCUUGUCCUCCUGGAACUAGACCCCGACUCCUCCACCCCCUCCCUGCCUCCGCUGGACUUGGAAAGUCGACGUUGCUGGCGUGCUGUCUGCACCGAAGUGAUCUCUCCAGCGUCCCUUCAUCUCUUCCGUUCUAGGUUCUAAUUCAGAGUCUGGGACUGAGGGGCCAGUGUUAGGUCAUGCAACCAUGUUCUGCCUCCAAGGGAGGCUGGGAAGUGAAUAUCUGACAUGUUCCACUUUCACAGUGGUUGGUGAGUUCUGCCUCUUACAAGUUAGGGAAUUCCGCAAACACAAGCGAGAUUCAACACUGAGCAGGCAAAAAAGAAAAAAACAAAAAACAAAAAACAAAAAAGUCCACUACACCACCCUCGUAUAAAUGUAGGCUCAUUAGCUGUCUGUUCUCAAAAACUGAGGAAGCUACUAUCAAGGAUUUGUAAACCUUGGGGUUAUGAGCACUCAGUUCCUUCCUACAACUCAGAGUGUUCUAGCACGUCAGUUCUCAACACUUGGGUUUUUUUCUGUGGCCGAAUUCUACCCGAUGGAAGGAAGGAAAGAAAGGGGGAAAGAAGAAGCUCUCUCUUCAAGAUUCCCUGACCGAGGCUCAAGACCUCACUGAGGAGGAUGGCUGUGUCUUGUGGACUUUCAGGCUGUCCUUCAAAUGACGGUUAGAUGUCAGGUUCUGCACCAUCAGGCUCCAGAUUCAAGUCGGAAAGCGCAGACGCCUCAGCUCACCCCCUUCCCUGGGGGCACUGCUGGUGGGGCUGGAGCUUUCCUUUUCCUCAGGCCUAAAAAAUGAAACCGAUACUUUAGAGUCCAGUUUCCCCAUGUUUCUUUUCUAAUGUUUUCUUUUGACUGAGCAUAUUCUGAAUUCUAGAGAACUCAAGAGGAACAGACCAUUCUCGGUUUUAAGGGUCUGGGCUCCAAAAUGCAACUGGGUGUAGUCCCAAGCCUCUUGAGUACACUUAACUCUGCUCCUACAAACCGAUGCGAUUGGUGAACAGUGCACAGGCGGGCUGAAGAACCACUGAUGACAGUAAGUUAUGUCUCUUCCUGAGUUUUUGUUUCUACCUCCUGGAAAUGAAUAAAAUUCGGACAGUCCAUCAAGGAAUUUGCCCUUUUGUCUCGUGCUACCUGGAAGAUUCAUAACAUAGCAAUAUGGCAAGACACGUUCCACAGCUUUGUGCUUCUGCAGCUAUGAAACACUGAGGUGGGGGCGCCUGGGUGGCUCAGUCGUUAAGCAUCUGCCUUCGGCUCAGGUCAUGAUCCCGGGGUCCUGGAAUCGAGCCCCGCAUCGGGCUCCCUGCUCGGCGGGAAGCCGGC